Molecule: messenger RNA, 3022 nt
Organism: Xenopus laevis (African clawed frog)
Lineage: Eukaryota; Metazoa; Chordata; Amphibia; Anura; Pipidae
Gene: fzd10.S
Product: frizzled class receptor 10 S homeolog
Source: RefSeq, marked provisional
GCCCGAGCAGCCCCAGGUGUCACAGCAAGUUAUGCGACGCUAACCCCGGUGUCAGGGACUCGUUAUCAGCCCGGGAGCAAAACUUUAUCAGGGAGUUGGGCGGCAAUGGAGCCGAGAGUUGUUACCGCGCUCCUUCUCAGUCUGGCAGCCGCUCUUUGCUCCGGCAUCAGCUCCAUCAACCCGGACAGAAGCGGCGAGGGUCGGUGCCAAGCCAUCGAGAUCCCCAUGUGCAAGGACAUCGGCUACAACAUGACCAGGAUGCCCAACCUGAUGGGCCACGAGAACCAGAAGGAGGCGGCCAUCCAGUUGCACGAGUUCGCCCCGCUGGUGGAGUACGGCUGCCACAGUCACCUCAAGUUCUUCCUGUGCUCCCUAUACGCGCCCAUGUGCACCGAGCAGGUCUCCACCCCCAUCCCAGCCUGCAGGGUGAUGUGCGAGCAGGCCAGGCUCAAGUGCUCCCCCAUCAUGGAGCAGUUCAACUUCAAGUGGCCCGACUCACUGGACUGUAGUAAGCUGCCCAACAAGAACGAUCCCAACUACCUGUGCAUGGAAGCCCCAAACAACGGCACCGAUGAGGCCCCCAGGAGUUCCAGCAUACUGCCCCCCAUCUUCAGACCCCAGAGACCCAACAGUGGCCAUGAGAUGUACCCCAAGGACCCCAAGGGCAGGAGCAGCUGUGAGAACUCGGGUAAGUUCCACCACGUGGAGAAAAGUGCCUCCUGUGCCCCCCUGUGCAGCUCCUCUGUGGAUGUGUACUGGAGUAAAAAUGACAAGAAGUUUGCCUUCAUCUGGAUAGCUAUCUGGUCCCUCCUGUGCUUCUUCUCCAGCGCUUUCACCGUCCUCACGUUCUUGGUGGACCCCUUGCGUUUUAAAUACCCUGAGAGGCCUAUCAUCUUCCUGUCCAUGUGCUACUGUGUCUAUUCCGUGGGCUACAUCAUCCGCCUCUUUGCUGGAGCCGACAGCAUCGCCUGCGACCGAGACAGUGGGCAGCUCUAUGUUAUCCAGGAAGGCUUGGAAAGUACAGGUUGCACCAUAGUCUUCUUAAUUCUCUAUUACUUUGGAAUGGCCAGCUCUUUAUGGUGGGUGAUAUUAACCUUGACUUGGUUUUUGGCUGCUGGCAAAAAGUGGGGACAUGAAGCCAUUGAGGCCAAUAGCAGCUACUUCCAUUUAGCCGCCUGGGCAAUUCCCGCUGUAAAGACCAUUAUGAUUCUAGUAAUGAGGCGGGUGGCUGGAGAUGAGCUAACAGGGGUGUGUUACGUUGGGAGCAUGGAUGUCAAUGCCCUCACUGGGUUUGUGCUGAUCCCCUUAGCUUGCUAUCUCAUUAUUGGCACCUCCUUUAUCCUUUCUGGCUUUGUUGCCCUUUUCCACAUAAGGAGAGUGAUGAAAACAGGUGGGGAGAACACAGACAAACUGGAGAAACUUAUGGUGAGGAUUGGGGUCUUCUCUGUCUUGUACACAGUCCCCGCCACUUGCGUCAUUGCAUGUUACUUCUAUGAACGCCUCAACAUGGAUUUCUGGAAAAUCCUGGCGACGCAAGACAAGUGCAAAAUGGACAGUCAAACGAAAACACUGGACUGCACCAUGACCAGCUCUAUCCCAGCAGUAGAGAUCUUCAUGGUGAAAAUAUUUAUGCUGUUAGUGGUGGGCAUCACGAGUGGCAUGUGGAUAUGGACUUCCAAAACGGUGCAGUCCUGGCAGAAUGUCUUCAGCAAGAGCCUAAAGAAGAGAAACAGGAACAAACCAGCCAGCGUCAUCACCAGUGCUGGAAUCUACAAAAAGCCCCAACAACCCCCCAAAAUUCACCAUGGAAAGUACGAAUCGGCCUUACGUUCCCCUACCUGUGUAUGAGCCGGGAGAAACAACUUCAUUUCUGUUCUAAACAUUGCUGAGUCUAGCGCACAAACCAGAGACUGCAUGCUAAGGUACAAGCAGCGUUUUUAAUGGAAGGCUACUAGAGAAGGUCCAUAUGAGGGACAAGCAGAACUCUAUAUUGUAUGGCCUCCCGGGCUAUUAAUUUAUGGUCAGAUGCUAAUUAAAUCGAUAAUUUAACAGUUCCAUGAAACUGGACGGAAAGGGACUGGGAGGGUAAAUGAUUAGAAGUUCUGAGAAACUUAAAGGGACACUAGGCCCAAAUUAGAAAGAGCUGUUAUUUGAAACAGCAUGUAUUUAAGAAAUAUUUAUACUAUUUUCCAGGUCAUUUUAGAACUAGCCAGGGAAAGUGUUUUGCUUUUGCACACACCCCUAUAAUACAGAAUGUACAUUACUGCGUUGACACAGUAGGAAAUGCACUGUGCAACUAAAAAAUGGCUUCUUCCUGCCUACUUACAUUCAGCGAAUGGUCCCUAAUGCAGAUCUUUACUUUUGCCUUUAGUGAUAUGACAUUUGGUGUACAUCGCUGGACGUCACGGGUCCUGCGGUAUUGGUGAUUGUGUCCCUUGACCUGUUACUGGGUAAAGAUGUUAAAACAGCAGUCAUGGAAAUAGUAGUUAGUUCAGUAGGAUCUGGAUUGCUGCAACAGGGCAGUGCCCACCUAAGUUCUUAGCAUGCGUAGGGUUUGCUUGGCUCUUGGCAUAGCCAGAAGAAUCUAUGGCUGAGGACUGACUGCUGUCGGUAGGAACUAGAGUGCAAUAUCUUCACUUUAAUCCCUCAGACUUGAAAAGAGAAACACGUCUCUUGUUGUAUAAACUGCAACAAAAAAAGAGCUCAAGGGUCUAUCCCUCACAAACCCUUUAGUCUUUGCUCUCUGAGGCUUUUUAAUGGAAAUCAAGCCAAAUGUUAUACACGGUGGGUGUGUUUGGUUAAAAAAAAAAAGAGAAGGGGGGAGAUGGAUCAAUUCAAAGGGCUUAUUGACUCUUUCUAUUGUGAAACACAUACUAGCCAUGAAAAGAUAAAAAAAAAGCACUAGAUUCUGCAAAGGGAAACUUUGUAUUGUGUGUUGCUCUUGUCUUGUAAAUAUUUGUAACAUACAGAUAUUUUUCAUGCUUUACUAUUUUAUUAAAAUAAAAAGAUAUUUUUAGUUUGC